Knipowitschia caucasica is the source of this 408-nucleotide messenger RNA. Lineage: Eukaryota; Metazoa; Chordata; Actinopteri; Gobiiformes; Gobiidae. The record is from the annotation of a GenBank genome assembly.
AUGUGGAUACGCAGGAGACACGCUGUGGACAUACAGGAGACACGCAGGAGACACGCAGGAGACACGCAAGAGACACGCAAGAGACACGCAGGAGACACGCAGGAAAACGCAGGAGACACGCUGUGGACAUACAGGAGACACGCAGGAGACACGCAGGAGACACGCAGGAGACACGCAAGAGACACGCAGGAGACACGCAGGAAAACGCAGGAGACACGCUGUGGACAUACAGGAGACACGCAGGAGACACGCAAGAGACACGCAGGAGACACGCAGGAGACACGCUGUGGACAUACAGGAGACACGCAGGAGACACGCAGGAGACACGCAAGAGACACGCAAGAGACACGCAGGAGACACGCAGGAAACACGCAGGAGACACGCUGUGGACACGCAGGAGACAUGUAG